Molecule: messenger RNA, 669 nt
Organism: Annulohypoxylon maeteangense
Lineage: Eukaryota; Fungi; Ascomycota; Sordariomycetes; Xylariales; Hypoxylaceae
Exons: 3
Coding region: 1-669 (222 amino acids)
Source: RefSeq, a predicted model, not a curated record
AUGGAGAAGACGUCGCAUAAUCCUUUGAUUUGCUACUCCUUGCGUAAGCGCCCAGAUUGGGUCUCCUUUGCCUCGGCGGCUCUACAUGGCAGCAUCAGAUGGAAAGAAGCGCGACUCGAUACACAUGAUGCAGCACUGCCCAUACCAGGUCCCGUUGGCCAAUCUCGCAGGAUCCUACGUGCUAUUUUUCUAUCGCCAUCAGAUGUUGGUACAGACGAUUGUCAGAACCGAAUCCAGCGGCUAUUUCACCUAAAUGGAGGCCAAGACGUUGUUAUUGUAUUCUUGCUUAAGCAGGAAGAGGAUAAGGUGAGUCCAAUGUCGGCGUUCAUGACACUUCAGUUAAGUCUUGGUGAAUUUGAAAUGCCUGUAAUACCCGUCAACUCAGUUCAAAUGGUACCAAACAGCUUGAUGGCGUUUCAUCGUCAAAUCAGUACCAGCAGCGGUCCUCGAAGGAUGGCAAGCCCAGCUCAAACUCUUCUUCCAUACUGCUCCUAUGGACCACGCCUAUCUGAGCACGCAGUGAAUGUCUUAACUGACAUUACCUCUGACAUGAGAGACUUGUUAGAUAUGAUGACAAUACCGGAUGGGCGGACGAAAAUAAUCGACCUGUUGGAGGAUGAAUCGGAAGGCGCCAUCUCGUUCUGGGAGAAGGAGUAUAUGGUCGAUUGA